UAAUACAAUAAUGUGAAAGACCACCUAAUAAGGUGUGAGAUAACAAGUGGAAGAUUCCACCACACCACACCAAACUAGUUGAAGUUGUAUUGAAGCUUAAGGAACCGACACACCCAAUCAAGUAACCUCAACCUUACACAAAACUACUUACACUGUUUCUGUCUCUCUGUCUGUGUGGUUUAUGUUUUUUUUUCAACACUUGAACUGGUGUUUCAACUCAACUUAAGUCAAUCUAAUAAUCUAAAGUAUCAAAAACACACACCAAUACUGUUUUUCUUCAAUGUUGGUCCAAGAGCAUUCUUCAGCUCAAAAACCAUCAAAUCCAAAUCCAAAUCCAAAACCUUAUUUGAAAAAAAGUGAUCUUCCUACAAACCGUUUUACUCAUACAAAGAACCUCGACUUCUCCGUAUGGGUAUCCGAAAAUCUUUACAAAAUUGUUUCCGUCAUUCUUCUCGUCGUAACCGUCGCAGCACUUUUCUUCUUACGUAACGUCGGCGACACCGCCGCUUUACUUUGUUUCGAGAACAAAGCGCGUGAUCUCGAGAAGAUCGAGUAUCCACGCGUCGAUUGGAACAAGAUAACACCAAUCGCCGAUAGAAAUUCGCGGUACGCGAAUUUCUUAUCGGAGAAAUGGAUCGUGGUUUCGGUUUCGGGUUACCCGAGUGAUGAGUUGAAGAAAUUGGUGAAGGUGAAGGGUUGGCAGGUUGUGGCGAUUGGUGAUUCAAGAACUCCGGCGGAUUGGAGUUUGAAAGGUUGUAUCUUUUUGUCUUUGGAUGAACAAGCGAAUUUGGGGUUUAGGGUUGUUGAUUAUUUGCCUUAUGAUUCUUAUGUUAGGAAAAUUGUUGGGUAUUUGUUUGCAAUUCAACAUGGUGCUAAGAAGAUUUUUGAUGCUGAUGAUAGAGGGGAAGUGAUUGAUGGGGAUUUGGGGAAACAUUUUGAUGUUGAAUUGGUUGGUGAAGGUGCUAGGCAAGAGGUUUUGUUGCAGUAUAGUCAUGAUAACCCUAAUAGGACUGUUGUUAAUCCGUAUGUUCAUUUUGGGCAAAGAUCGGUUUGGCCGAGAGGUUUGCCGUUGGAAAAUGUGGGUGAGAUUGGGCAUGAAGAGUUUUACACUCAGGUGUUUGGUGGGAAACAGUUUAUUCAGCAGGGGAUUUCGAAUGGAUUGCCUGAUGUUGAUUCUGUGUUUUAUUUUACGAGGAAAUCGGGUUUGGAACCGUUUGAUAUUCGAUUUGAUAAGCAUGCGCCGAAGGUUGCAUUGCCUCAAGGUGUGAUGAUGCCCGUUAAUUCUUUUAAUACGAUGUAUCAUUCGCCUGCUUUUUGGGCUUUGAUGCUUCCGGUUUCGGUUAGUAGGAUGGCUUCUGAUGUUUUGAGAGGUUAUUGGGGACAGAGGCUUCUUUGGGAAGUUGGUGGUUAUGUUGCGGUUUAUCCACCUACUGUUCAUAGAUAUGAUAGGGUUGAGGCUUAUCCCUUUUCGGAGGAGAAAGAUCUUCAUGUGAAUGUUGGUCGUUUGAUUAAGUAUUUGGUUCUGUGGAGAUCGGAUAAGCAUAGAUUGUUUGAGAAGAUCUUGGAUUUGAGCUAUGCAAUGGCAGAGGAGGGUUUUUGGACUGACAAGGAUGUGAAACUUACUGCCGCUUGGCUUCAGGAUUUGUUAGCUGUUGGUUAUCAGCAGCCAAGGUUAAUGUCUUUGGAACUCGGUCGUCCGAGAGCAAACAUUGGUGACGGUGACCAGAGGGAGUUUAUCCCACAAAAGUUGCCUUCUGUUCAUCUUGGGGUUGAAGAAACAGGAACUGUGAAUUAUGAGAUUGCUAAUUUAAUCAGAUGGAGAAAAACUUUCGGGAAUGUUGUGCUCAUCAUGCAUUGCAGCGGGCCUGUUGAACGCACGGCCCUUGAAUGGAGGUUGCUUUAUGGGAGAAUAUUCAGAAGUGUAGUUAUUUUGUCGGAAAAGAAGGACGUAGAUCUUGUUGUACAAGAGGUCCAUUUGGACCAAGCAUACAAGUACCUGCCAAAAAUAUUUGAUCAAUUUAGCAGUGCAGAAGGAUUUUUAUUCCUGCAGGAUAAUACAAUUCUUAACUAUUGGAACUUACUACAAGCGGAUAAAACCAAACUGUGGAUCACUAAUAAGGUACCCGAGUCUUGGUCUUCUGUUUUAACUGGGGACAACAAUGCCGACUGGUUAUCUCAACAAGCAAGCAUGGUACAAAAGGUUGUUAGCAUGAUGCCAGCUCACUUUCAAGUCAAUUACAAAGACACAAGUAACAAUGACAAGAACCUCUUGUUAUGCAGUUCUGAGAUAUUCUAUGUUCCUCAGCGCUUGAUCAGCGAUUUCGUUGAGCUUGUUAACCUAGUAGACAAUCUAGAGAUCCAUCAGAAGGUUGCAAUUCCUAUGUUCUUUGUCUCAAUGGAUUCUACACAGAAUUUUGAUCCUGUUCUUGAUAAAACAAUCUACAAGCAAGCUCCUCCAACUAAUUCAUCGACUCUUUAUUCGGCUAAAGUCCCUGCUGUUCAUCCAUGGAGUGUAUCAAGUGAGCAAGAAUUUAUUAAGCUUAUCAGAAUAAUGGCUGAAGGGGAUCCACUCCUAAUGGAAUUGGUUUGAAAGGUAGAAACUGUUUCUUAAUACUAGCUCAGGAAAGACAACCAAGAAACAUGUAAUACACUUGGAUAAAUCUUCUACACGGCCUCUUCUCAAUCAAAAAUAGUGUUGCAGUCUUUUUAAUUUUUGUUUUUAUCUUCUAAAAUUUGUAGGGUGGUUUUUUAACCCCUUUUUUUUUUUUUACCCCUUUAUUGUAUAUUUGGUCCACAGAGAAAAUGAAUUAAUGUUUUUUCCUUUCGUUUUUGUGAAAAUAUGAAACAGAAAUGUAUUUGUAAUGAAUAUUGCAAUUCAAGCUCUCCAUUGAGAGAUUCUUUUUA
Messenger RNA from Medicago truncatula (barrel medic), 2904 nucleotides. RefSeq names its product probable glycosyltransferase STELLO1. The record is from RefSeq and is a predicted model, not a curated record. NCBI's taxonomy places the organism in Eukaryota, Viridiplantae, Streptophyta, Magnoliopsida, Fabales, Fabaceae. The transcript is spliced from 3 exons. Bases 281 to 2590 code for a protein of 769 amino acids.